AUGGUGAUGACUCAUCUCCCCGAGUCACUGAUGGAGAUCCAGAGAUGGACUGUGGAUUUUUUCAAAAACAAUCUACUGGUCUGGAUUCAGGAACAUGGAGGAUGGGAGCUUCAGUUUGAGCGGCUGACUCGAGAGCUAGAGGAGGAGCGGCAGAUUGUGGCCAGCCAGCUGGAGAGGUGCAUGCUGGGAGCUGAGUCGCCAGCGGGAGACAGCAGCAGCUCGUCCGAGAAGUCGUUUGCAUGGAGAUCUGCAGGUGAAGAGUUGCAGGGUGGAGUGAUGGAGGCGUCUGGGUGUCCUGGGCGUCAGCUGGAGGUGGAGGAGGGUCUCUUCAUGCCUGAACCCGACCGCGCCUCGCUGCAUGACAGUGAGGGCUCGGGGGGUCACUCGGCGCAGAUGACCUCGUAUUCAGACAGCGGUUACCAAGACAGCAGCGUGAGUUACUACAGCAACCAGAACGUGGUGCGCUCGGAGCCCCGCGCCUCGCUGUCCAGGAGCCCGAGGGCUGAGGGUCAAGCCUCUGGGCAGGUGUCGGGCAGGGUCCUACGGAGGAUGACGUCCCUCCCCUCCAGGAGCCAGUCUCCGGGAGGGGGCACCGUCUCCCCCUCCCGGAUCUCCCUGCGGACCUCCCAGGGCAGCACCUACGACUCCCCCAUCCUCUCGGAGCCCAAACCUCUGGCGGCCGUGUUCCUCGGGACCUCAAUGCCGCCCUCCUGCCCCUCGCCCUCCUCCCCAACCGACGCCACCCAGGCCCUGGGGGGAGUGGUGCUGGGAGUAGGUGGGGGGGGUCGCCUAGGCUCCACCCUGUCCCUGGUUGAGGGGAGGUGUCUGACGGGGUCCCCUCUGAGGUCGGGGAUGACGGCGGUGCCGCAGCACUACGGAUCAACGCUGCCCCGGCAGAGCCAGCCGCUGGGCUACGGGGCAGGGGACCCCUACGGCCUGUUCCAGAGGGGGGGGCUGCCGCGGCCCGACAGCCUCAUCGAAGGGGCCGUCGUAUAGCUCACCUAGCACCAUGGAACCAACCUGGCACCAUGGAACCAACCUGGAGCCAUGGAACCAACCUGGAGCCAUGUAUCCACACCUGGAGCCAUGUAUCCACACCUGGAGCCAUGUAUCCAC
This is a messenger RNA of Notothenia coriiceps (black rockcod), 1116 nucleotides long. Its product is annotated as plakophilin-4-like. Lineage: Eukaryota; Metazoa; Chordata; Actinopteri; Perciformes; Nototheniidae. Bases 1 to 996 code for a protein of 331 amino acids. Gene Ontology annotation, biological process: regulation of apoptotic process. The transcript is spliced from 7 exons. The record is from RefSeq and is a predicted model, not a curated record.